CGCGUUUGUUGCUUAGCUAAAACGGCAAAACGAUGUCUUCCUGAGCUAGAUGCUUUUUCAAGCUGCGCUGAUCUACUUGCUCAUCCCAUAUUGCGAGUUGCGAUAUGGAUUGUAGGUAUCAUAGCACUAAUUGGAAACACAUAUGUUGCUUUAUGGAGACUUAAAAGAAACAUUAAUACCGUCAAUUCAUUUCUUGUUGGGCAACUAGCAAUUGCCGAUUUCUUAAUGGGAGUUUAUUUAAUUAUAAUCGCAUCAGCUGAUGCUUACUUUCGUGAUAAUUACAGCGAAAACGAACGAAAUUGGAUACGAAGCAUAACAUGUCAGAUAGCUGGAUUUUUGGCUACCUUGUCUAGUGAAGUUUCGGUCUAUAUCUUGGCUUGUAUCACUACAGACCGUCUUAUUUGUAUAGUUUACCCUCAUUCAAAGUCAAAAAUAACAUUAAGAUUGGCCAAAAUAAUAGCAGCAUGCGGCUGGAUUUUAAUUGCUAUCAUAUUUGCGAUUCCACUCUUUGACAUACAAUUUUUUAGAUAUUUCUAUUCCAAAUCUAGUGUAUGCUUGCCGUUGCAUAUUGCAACCGGUCAAGUUAAUGACUCUGAUCGAUCAUGGCUGUACUCUAUCGUCAUGAUUACUUUUACAAAUAUGGUAGGUUGCCUCUAUAUCUUGGGUGCUUAUAUUGCUAUUUUUAUUAAACUACAUCAAAAUAAGAAAGUCUUUAGCAAUAAGCAUACUAAUAAGCAAGACCGCGUCGUAACACGAAAUAUGGUUCUAAUUGUUGGCACUGAUUUAUGUUGUUGGAUUCCGAUUAUUAUCAUGACUUAUUUGACUUUAGCUAAUAUUCCAAUCGAUAAGACUAUCUUCGCUUGGGUAGCUGUCUUUGUUUUGCCACUAAAUUCUGCAGUUAAUCCUAUUAUCUAUACAAUGUCAUUGACUAUCUUUCGUAAACAAACCAUACAGCCUCAUCCUAGUAUAAUUGAUGUCCAUCAACAACGACGGCGAUCAACUCUAAUGUUGUUUACGCGUUCACAAAAUUCCAAUUUUAUCAAGCAGAUAUACGACAGUUCAAGUACAACCGUUACUAGUACUCGAAGUAAAAAAUCGUAA
This is a messenger RNA of Trichoplax adhaerens, 1101 nucleotides long. RefSeq lists its product as uncharacterized. The transcript has a single exon. Gene Ontology annotation, molecular function: G protein-coupled receptor activity; protein-hormone receptor activity. The record is from RefSeq and is a predicted model, not a curated record. The annotation marks the transcript as partial. Gene Ontology annotation, cellular component: membrane. Gene Ontology annotation, biological process: G protein-coupled receptor signaling pathway. Lineage: Eukaryota; Metazoa; Placozoa; Uniplacotomia; Trichoplacea; Trichoplacidae.